Molecule: messenger RNA, 894 nt
Organism: Thelazia callipaeda (thelaziosis nematode)
Lineage: Eukaryota; Metazoa; Nematoda; Chromadorea; Rhabditida; Thelaziidae
Source: the annotation of a GenBank genome assembly
AUGAUGAAGAAUUUAAAAGUGAUUGGUUGUGCAAAUGGUAGCGGUGGACCAUUUAUGGGAGCUGAUAAGGGAGUAGAAAUUAUGCAAAAAUCAGAUUUUAUGAAGUACUUGAAGAUUAACUACGAGUGGGUAGAUGUGAUUGAGGAAAAAGCAACAGGAUUGCAAGUGGAUGCCUUGCCUGGUGUCAUCGAUACAUCAUUACGGCUAGCAAAAAGAACUUUUGAAGAGAUUAAAAAGGGCCAUGACUUAUUGGUGAUUGGUGGGGAUCACAGUAGUGCCAUUGGUACUUGGAGCGGUGUUUCAUACGCCAUAAAAAAUGAUGGCAAAAUUGGUUUGAUCUGGGUUGAUGCACAUUUAGAUGCUCAUCAGCCAUCUACAAGUCCUUCAGGAAAUAUUCAUGGUAUGCCAGUGGCUCAUCUACUUGGAUUUGGCCAGAAAGCUUUAUAUAAUCUUUUUGAUUAUUUUCCAAAAUUGGAUCCUAAAUAUAUUGUAUUCAUUGGAGUGCGUAGUUUUGAAGAAGCUGAGCGUGUUUUUUUGGAUUCUCUUAUGGUUAAAAUUUACGAACAAAGUGAAUGCGAUGAAAGAGGAAUUGAUGUUAUUUUGAAAGAAGCAAUCAAGCUUGUAAGUGAUGGAACAGUCGGCUUUGGCUUAAGCAUUGAUAUGGAUGCUUUCCGAGAAUCGGACUGUCCGGGAGUCAGUACUCCUGCGGAAGGCGGAAUUGUCGCCCAAGAAUUUAUUGCAGCAAUUAAAAAAGCAGAUCUUACAAAACUGAUUGCAACGGAAAUGGUUGAAUUUAUGCCGAAGAAAGAUAAGGAACGAAAGACUGAGAAAGUUUUGGUGGAGUUAGUCGAUGCUAUUUACGGCAAUAAGUUUGGAAUGGAAAAUGAAAAUUGA